AUGUCAGGUUCUCUGCGGCCUACCGAUGAUGAUUCGUAUGCAGUGCUCCUAGUGUCUGGAGUUUCCAACAGCACACUUCCAAACGAGUUUACUAAUGGAUCACUGGAUCUUGUCAAGUAUCUAGUGGAGAAGGUCAACGUCGAUGUCAACUUGGAAGUUGAUUGUGUGCAGUAUUCAUUUGGCAAGGCACUGCUCCGGGUUGGACCCUUCAACACCGCAUUUAGCGCGGCUAUUGCAAAGAGGUUCAGUGAUAUUGUCGAGCUCUUGGUGGAAGAAGGAAAUGCAAACAUAAACUUGAAGCUUACCUGGGGGAGGAUUCAAAACUUCGGCAGUGUAUUAGACUGUGCUAUAGGGCGUCGCAGUGCAGACUAUUUAGAGUAUCUAGUACCCCAUAAAACGGCGGACGUGAAUAUCAGGCAUCUGCAAGGGCCAUAUGCCAAUCCAUUAAAUCGUGCAAUUUUCGAAGCGUAUGAAGAGGGUGUUCGGAUUUUGCUUUCAGCUGGAGCAUCAGCAGAUUUAGAUGGAAUAACAGAUCGGAUCGCUUUUAAGGGUUUAGACUCCCGACUUGGAGCUGUACGCCCGUGGGCGUGGGUGUCAAUCGGGAGUGUUUGA
Messenger RNA from Aspergillus caelatus, 612 nucleotides. RefSeq lists its product as uncharacterized. Gene Ontology annotation, molecular function: protein binding. NCBI's taxonomy places the organism in Eukaryota, Fungi, Ascomycota, Eurotiomycetes, Eurotiales, Aspergillaceae. The record is from RefSeq and is a predicted model, not a curated record. The transcript has 2 exons. Bases 1 to 612 code for a protein of 203 amino acids.